Messenger RNA from Suillus subaureus, 303 nucleotides. RefSeq lists its product as uncharacterized. Lineage: Eukaryota; Fungi; Basidiomycota; Agaricomycetes; Boletales; Suillaceae. The record is from RefSeq and is a predicted model, not a curated record. The coding region runs from base 1 to 303 and encodes 100 amino acids. The transcript has a single exon.
AUGGAGUAUUUCCUUCAUUCCUAUGUUAAUGGGACACCAUGGUCAGCCACAGCACUCAAGACAGCAAAUUUGUUGGGAAGAGGAUGCACAUGUCUAGGAUGGUGCAGCAGUGGUCCAAGGCAUACAUAUAUUCUGGACUGUGAGAAUCUGCUGUACUCACAAUGUAGUGGGGACUGGACAAAAUCUCAGAUUGAUGAUGAAGAUUUGAAGGGAGAAUUACUUGCACACCUUCAAUCACUUGGAAAAUAUGUUACUGCCACUGUAGUGAUUGAUUACCUUGCAAGGCCUGAUGUAAAAGAAUGA